AUUGCUCUCUCUCUCUCUCUCUCUUGUCUUAGUUUCUCUGUGAGAUCAGAGAAAUCUCUUCGAAGCAUUCACUUCUUGUUCAUCUUCACGCCUUUUUCGUUAACUUGUUGCUUAUCCACUAAUCUCACUGCAAUCUUCUCGAUCGAUCAAGUUGUUGUACAAAAAGUGAAGGAAUCGGAGAUAACCGAGCAGGACUCGCUUCUACUGAUUGUGAAUGGAGGAGUACAAGAAUCGUUCGUGAAUGAGAAGCGAAUUGAGCUCGAGAUUCGGUCUUUGGCGGCCACAAUCAUGCGUUUCGCUAAGCAGACUGAUCAGUGGCUUGCUGCUUCUCGUUCUAUCAACACUGCUAUCAAGGAAAUUGGAGAUUUUGAGAACUGGAUGAAGACCAUGGAAUUUGAUUGUAAAAGCAUAAGUGCUGCAAUCUGCAACAUUCACCAAGCAUAAUGUCCCAAGGCAAGCGCUCAAGCCCUUUUAUUGUAUUUGUGUUCUGUAAACUAAUGGCGUGGAUCUAUUAGACAAGAUUUAGCAGAGGCUUGAAAAUCUUCUGGAUAUAUUUUUUUUUUCUUUCUUCCCUCCCGAAAAGGCAUUAUCCUUUUUUGUUUGUGGUAGUUACUUGCAUAUGCAUAAAGGGUAUGCAUGGUGCUUUUGGAGCAUUACCAGUCAGGGGUGCUUCAAUACCUAUGUGAUUACGUGUCUAAUAUUUUUGGCUGCAUUUUGGUAGAUCCUUCCAUGUGGAUACUUACAUUAUAUAUCUUAAGUUAGCCUUAGGUGUGUGUUUAAAGCGGUAAUAUAGACAAUGGGCUGAAAUAUUUCUCCUUUCGUGGUUUGAUUUGAAGGAGCCUCUUGUUCAUCGAAUACCUAAACUGUUGCGAAAACCAGAAACAUUUUUCUGUAGAUUGAACCAGCCAUUUUAUUACUUUCUGAAAAAUAGGUUAAGUUGAUUGCUUUUAUGAAUAGUUACAAAUUAAGGAAAGGUCAGUAUGUGUUGUGUAUGAGCUUGAUUGUUUGAAUUAUAUGCUUCUCCCAUUGAUGAAGAGAACCGUCCUCGAAUUCAAUCUUUUCAUAGCAUUUGUGUGAAUGACUGUUUUUGGUUAGUUGGUUUAAAAUUUUUUAUUUGUAUGUUUUUCUUUCCCUUCUGUAUUUCAUUUUUGUGCCAAAGAUAUCUUCUUGUCCAGACUUCUAGUUUUUUAUUCCAUAGAUGCAUGAACAAUGUUGUUGGUCUUAUUCAUCAUUUUUCAAAAUUUUACAGUAUUCUCUACAUUUUUGUAGGAUUGCUUCUUCUAA
Messenger RNA from Camellia sinensis, 1284 nucleotides. Lineage: Eukaryota; Viridiplantae; Streptophyta; Magnoliopsida; Ericales; Theaceae. The record is from RefSeq and is a predicted model, not a curated record.